AUGAUACUCAAUUCUUCUGCCGCAUACGAAGCACAGCGCCGAUUGAAGUGGUACGAGCAACAUAAGAUCCGGAGCACCACGCCGAGCCUAUUCGAGUCAUAUCGGAAAUAUCUCGAGGAAGAAGGAGCUUUUGCGUCACUACCCAAAACGACAACAGACGCUCUCCUACCCUUGUACAUUUCGACGUUGAAUGACCUCACUCCCAUCACGGAUGGCGCUGCUGUCUUCCGAGACCACAGUAAUGGACAGGCAUCCAUCUACUUGGUCAGAGCAAUAUGCCUUGUCGUCUGCAAGACAAAGAACGCCGCUCCUUUCUUACGUCUGACUGAUGCCGGUCCCCUCUUGGAGCCACUAGAGUUUGCAUCAAAGCUUCUAGCUGGACUAGAUGCGGCCAUCAAAGCAGAUCUCGAACCCAAUCGCAUCAUCAAGAUCCAGAUCUUAGCACUGAUGCAUCUGCACAACGAUGGCCUAGCCGGCGUAGAUCGCGCGUCCAGUUACUUGUCGCAGGCUAUCUGUGAAGCGUGGUCAAUGUGUAUACACCUGAAGAUAUCUGGCAACCCCGACAACGACGAAUGCAAGUAUCUGUGGUGGUCACUUCGCAACUUUGACCGUCUGGGAAAGCCUAUUAUGGCAGCAGCGCCCUUCUUCAUCGACGAUGCGGAUAUCGGCGUUGAACGUAUAGAACCGAAGAGAGAUGACUAUCGCUCUCAAAUCAUGGCUGUCGCUCUCGCUCUUGGAGACCUUAUGACUACCGCGACUAGAGCUUACAAAGCUGGCGCUACAACGGCGGUCGAUAGCUGCUGGGAUUUCCCUUCGCUGUUACAAAUCACGGGUGGAAGUAAUUUCGAUCAGUUCCACAUGUCCCAUCGAGGUAAGACGCUUUUCGACUUCACUCUUCAGUGUACUUAA
Molecule: messenger RNA, 909 nt
Organism: Alternaria ventricosa
Lineage: Eukaryota; Fungi; Ascomycota; Dothideomycetes; Pleosporales; Pleosporaceae
Exons: 1
Coding region: 1-909 (302 amino acids)
Source: RefSeq, a predicted model, not a curated record